UGUUGUAGUUGACAUGAGAGCGAAAAAUCUGCAGUGAUCCGGCUCAGCGCAUUUCUCGUUCCCUUGCAGACCUUUUUAAUUGAAAUAGAUUCCUCUUGUCGAUUGCACAUACUGUAAUCCAUCAUUUCUGUUAAGCAUUUGCGUUUUUCUCUGAACCGGAAGACCUAAAAGAAAUCAAAGUUCGCAAGGAGGUGACAUCUGGCUGCUCCACACCUGACUUCAUUGAAUGAGGUUUAACACCAAUUAGCAUUUGUUUUGGUUCGAUAACCAUACAAUACCAAACACGCCCAACAUUCAGUCGGAAGCAGCUGGACACAUUCAUAUAAAUCUGCAGGCUAACGGUGACGAGCUGGCGCAAGUCGUGGGUUGUCCGUGGAUAAUGCGAGACAGUGGCGGUAGCCUGGCCCAGAACCGCUGGCAGGGAGACCUGGGUCUGACCGCUGUGGGGCAGGACGACACAGGAGGAGGUGGGAUUCCUGGGGACCACCUCAUAGUCCCAGUGUCAGGCCACAGUGUGCCCAGCCCCAUGCACCUCAGACUGGGGCAGAAAGAGAAAGUGUGGACGGGCGAGUAUGUAGAGGAGGAGGAGGAGGAGGAGGAGGAGGAGGAUGGGAUGGGGAGGAUCAAGCCAAUAGGUGAUGAGGAUGAAGAAAACAAUCUGGAUGGAGACGACGAGGCAGAGUUUGAGGGCAAGGGUUGGGAUAACAAUGAGGAGGAGGAAGAAGAGGAGGAGGAUGAAGAGGAGGUGGAAGAUGAAGGAGACCAGGCGGAGGUGGAGUGGGAGAUCCCAGACUUUCCCUCCCAGUCCAACCAGCACCCUCAUUCACAACAACACCAACAGCACGGACCACAACAGAAGGCAGAAGAAGGCGGCAGUGUCCCUGUAGUGGAUACUGUCUCCGAGGCCGAGGCAGGGGACUUGUUCAGGUCCAGCUUCAGCAGGUACAGGGCUCUGAGGAGGCUCCGGCUCAGGCGCUGGCCCCGCUUGCGAUCCCAUGGAGGCCUUGGAUUGCGGCUUACCCAGCACUGGAAGAGCUGGCGCCAGCGGGCGCAGUUGGCAUGCUCCCUAGGGUCCCGGUACAGCCGGAAAGGGCGAAGGCACAAUCUAUACGGCAAGCAGAGGAGGAUAAAAAGGUAUCGACAAUACACCGAUGGAGAGGAUGACAGCAACGACGAGAGGUUCACAGACUCUGAGAGAGAUAAACGGAUUAACGGCUGCUCUCCAGUCAAGCCAGAGGACAGAGGGAGGCGAGAAGUGGAGAUUAAACCAGCCGAGCUGGCCCUUACUGAGGAGCACAUGAGUUGUGUGACAGGUAUUCUUGAAGAGUCUCUACAGCAGUACGGCAGUUUGAUCCCCAUCCAUGUGGAUGACAUCGUGGAGAAGCUUCAGGACAUCUUCAGCGAGAGCUUCUCACAGCCACACAGGAAAGCAGUGGUCCAGCAUCUAAUACAAUCCUUCCAACGUUCGUCGGGAUCAGCCCUGGCUAAAACAUUCAGAGUCAAUUACAAACGCCACGUUUUGACCAUGGAUGACCUGGGCACUCUGUAUGGACAGAACUGGCUCAAUGACCAGAUUAUGAACAUGUAUGGUGACCUGGUCAUGGACGCUGUGCCAGAGAAGGUUCACUUUUUCAACAGCUUCUUCUAUGAUAAGCUAAGGACAAAAGGCUAUGAUGGAGUCAAACGGUGGACGAAAAAUGUUGACAUCUUUCAGAAGGAUCUGUUGUUGAUCCCCAUCCACCUGGAGGUCCACUGGUCGCUGGUCAGUGUUGACAUUCCUCGUCGAGCCAUCACUUACUUUGACUCUCAGCGGACUCUCAACAGACGCUGCCCAAAGCACAUUUUUAAGUAUCUGCAAGCGGAGGCCAUCAAGAAAGACCAACAAGACUUUUUGACAGGAUGGAAAGGCUUUUUCAAAAUGAAUGUGGGUCGUCAGAACAACGACAGUGACUGUGGGGCUUUUGUGCUACAGUACUGCAAGUGUCUGGCACUAGGGCAGCCAUUCAACUUUGGCCAACAGGAUAUGCCCCGGCUGAGGAGGCAAAUGUACAAAGAACUGUGUCACUGCAAGCUCACCCUGUGACCCGCCACCCCCACCCCAGCCCGCCAUCUCCACCCGCUCCCACCCUUAACCCUAACAAGAUGGAGGGACAAUGAUACAACGAGAAGAGGGCAAGGGGAGCAAACGAUUGACUGGCAAAAGAGAAACUUUUCAAAAACUUUAUUUUUCUCUGCCAACAUCCAGAGAAACCCCUUCUUCUAUUGUAGGUGAUGUCAUCAUUUCACUUUUUGUCUCUCUUUGCUUCCCUCUCUCCACCCUUUGAAAAAUUUGAUUUCCAUGUCAUGGUUAUUCCUUUGUGGUUGACAGAGGCCAAGACUAGCUUCCGUUUGGGGAAUGUGCUAAUCUUCCAUCCUACCGUAGUCCAUUUUUGUUUUACAGUCUGAAUGGGAGCAUGAAGAAGAUGAUGAAGAUAUCUAAAGCAUACAGUCCAGAUGAAGGGUUGGACCUCAGUUAGUCCAACCUGACUACUUACUUUCACGUUGAGAUGCCUGAACAGUGAGUGCAGAGGUAGCACCGUGUGUGGACGGCAGAAUGAUCUGAACCAGUCUGUGUAAGCUUGUGGUUGAAUAGUACUAGUGGAUGUACAUGCCUUCCAUCCAUCCAGUCCAUGCAGUGUGUACUCUCAGCAAAACACCCAACAUAAAGUCCACCUCCUCAUGCUGCAGCCAGCGUGUUGUUGACGGUUCUAUCUAUCUAGUCAGCACAUAAUGUUUGCUACUGUAGUGCGACGUUACAUUUCCAAUGUAUAAUAUUUGUUUUAACAGUUUCCUACAAGAUGUUUAGACGAAUUCAAAGUGAAAAUGGAACUUACUAUUUGAUGCUGCCAUAUUGAGAACAGAAAACACACUUUGAGCGUGUGAAGAGCCAUUCUAGUGCAUUUUUUUAAAAUGGGAAAUCAGAAUUUACAUACAUGGAACACACCACAUAUUGACCCCUGUGCCGGAAACUUCCUCUGCCUCCAUCACUCCUCCCCCAGAUAUGACAUCGUCAUGUGGGAGACUGGAUCUGCACCCGUGGAUCACCGCCCAAACAAACCAGAAUGACAUAUUGGCCCAAAGAAGGGGUAUCUUUACAUUGCAUUUAUCUUUUCUGUGUUUUAUCUUGUCAGUAAAUGUGUUGAUAUGCUUAUUGCUUUAAACAAGCGGUGUUAACAGGAGGACUACUAAUAUGUGUUAUUUUCAGAGUAAGUACAAAAGAGAUCCUCUGGUUAGUAUUUCCUUGAAAGUUCGAGAGCCAUUUUUUUUUUUGGUGAGGACCACGACAGCUACACAACAGAUCCAGUUAUGUUCACUAUGGAGUUACAGCACCCUCCUCCUCUUCUUUUUAUAAUGAAAGACAAAUUUGUUGAUAGCUGUGUGUUUAUUUUUUUCUUUUUUUCAAACAGGAGUUGAUGCAACAGAGUUGACAGUUUUAUAUAUCUUCUACAAUGCAUUAUGGUUGCUAAAAAUAAAAAUAUGCGGCAAAUGAG
Molecule: messenger RNA, 3530 nt
Organism: Epinephelus lanceolatus (giant grouper)
Lineage: Eukaryota; Metazoa; Chordata; Actinopteri; Perciformes; Serranidae
Gene: senp3b
Product: SUMO specific peptidase 3b
Biological process (GO): protein desumoylation; proteolysis
Cellular component (GO): nucleus
Molecular function (GO): deSUMOylase activity
Source: RefSeq, a predicted model, not a curated record